CGCCUGCGCAGUGACACAUCUCUACACACAUACAUGAGUGCUGCUGCUGUUCCACUGUGUGUGACUAGGCGGUGGUUGUAGAAGGAGGAAUCAUUAUGCGCUCAGUUUUCUAAGGAUUUGCACUUUGCGUCUCUUCAGGAACGUCGAGGCGUAUUUGUGACGCGGAGCCCCACGCGCUCUCCUUGAGCUGAAUAUGUCUGAGCAGCCUCGGCUCUCCUCUUCUUCCUCCUCUCGCAGCUUCUUAUUGUGCUAAUGGCGUUGGUUACAGUGCAGAGAUCCCCCAGCACCACCUCCUGCCCCUGCGUGUCGAAUCCCCAGUUGGAAGAAAGUGACACUGAAGUAUUCUGCUGUCAGUAUGAAGAUACAGAACUCUUUAAUGGUACCAAUGAGACUGACAGCGGAGAAGAAGAGUGUCGUUCCCAGCCCUGGAGCAUUAGUGAAAGUUUCCUGACAGUAAAAGGUGCUGCUCUCUUCCUCCCACGAGGGAAUGGCUCAUCCACGCCGAGAAUCAGCCACAGACGCAACAAACAUGCAGGGGACUUGCAGCAGCACCUACAGGCUAUGUUUACACUCCUCCGGCCUGAGGACAACAUCCGGUUGGCCGUAAAGUUGGAAAGUACGUAUCAGAACCGCACGCGAUAUAUGGUCGUCGUUUCGACCAAUGGAAGGCAAGACACGGAAGAGAGCAUUGUCCUGGGGAUUGAUUUUGCCAGCAAUGACAGCAGUAUGUGCUCCAUGGGCCUUGUGCUUCCUCUCUGGAGUGACACACUUAUACAUCUGGAUGGAGAUGGAGGGUUCAGCGUGUCCACGGAUAACAGAGUUCACAUCUUCAAGCCUGUGUCUGUACAAGCCAUGUGGUCUGCCUUGCAGAGUUUACACAAAGCUUGUGAGAUAGCCCGUGUCAAUAACUACUACGCUGGCAGUCUCUUUCUAACCUGGGUUAGUUACUAUGAGAGUCACAUCAACUCUGACCAGUGUUCAGUCAAUGAAUGGAAUGCUAUGCAAGAUGUGCAGUCGCACCGCUCUGAUUCCCCGGUGCUCUUCACUGAUGUCCCAACUGAGCGUGAGCGCACGGAGCGCUUGAUUAAAAGUAAGCUACGAGAAAUCAUGAUGCAAAAAGACCUGGAAAAUAUCACAUCCAAGGAGAUUCGGACGGAGCUGGAGAUGCAGAUGGUGUGUAACCUGAGGGAGUUUAAAGAGUUUAUCGACAACGAGAUGAUUGUCAUCCUGGGACAGAUGGACAGCCCAACUGAGAUUUUUGACCAUGUUUUUCUGGGCUCCGAGUGGAAUGCCUCCAAUUUAGAAGACUUGCAGAACAGAGGGGUGAGGUACAUCUUGAAUGUUACACGCGAAAUCGACAACUUCUUCCCUGGGCUCUUUGAAUAUCACAACAUAAGAGUAUAUGACGAGGAGGAAACCGACCUGUUGGCUUAUUGGAACGAUACCUACAAAUUCAUCUCAAAGGCCAAGAAGCAUGGUUUCAAAUGCCUUGUGCACUGCAAAAUGGGUGUGAGCCGCUCUGCAUCGACUGUGAUUGCCUAUGCCAUGAAGGAGUAUGGCUGGAACUUGGACCGAGCCUUUGAUUAUGUGAAGGAGAGACGCACUGUAACCAAACCAAACCCAAGUUUCAUGAAGCAACUGGAGGAAUAUCAAGGCAUUCUGCUUGCAAGCAAGCAGAGACACAACAAGCUGUGGCGCUCCUACUCGGACAGUGAUCUCUCUGACCACCACGAAUCUGCGGGGAAACCCGGUUUGGAAAUGAGUAAGAAGGACAUAACGUCUUCAGCAGAGCAGCUCUCAGACGCACAUCAUUCCUUUUCAUCGGGUCCGCACACUGAGAACUGCAACCCACAUUGCCCCAUGGAUAGCACCGUGUGCAAUAAAACUCAAGCACAUUUUGAGUUUACAUCUUGCGAUUUUCACACUGAACAGAUAGAGGACAUUUUGAAUCUAAACACCAUGAAUGGGUGUCCCUCGCGCUGCUGUUCAGAUGAGACAAUACUGGACAAUUGUAGAAUAGUCGAUAAGGAUUUAACUCAGAAUCCAGAAUCCUUUGCUGCUCAAGGUCAGUUGCCAGACCUGACACUAGAGGACAUGGAGAAAGAUGCACUAAAGCCUGAAGUCAACUGCCACCAUUUGCAUUUAGAAGGACUCAAUUCAGACUUCAGAGAUUUACAAGAGUCCCCUGACCAAUUGUCCAUGACCUCACAAUCAGAGGAACAUAACAGGGAUAGGAUUGAUUUUCUUAGUGCACUAGAAAAGUUUGUGGAAUUAUCUCAGGAGAAUCGCCCACGGUCCUGUUCCACCACCCGCACAGAUGAACAAGUGAGCUCUGUCAAGAAUAGUGGCCAGAAAGCUUCCUGGCUUGAGACCCCAAUCUACGAUAGCCAAGUGGACAACCAGAGAAUAAGCUCUAAUGGAAGCACACCACAGACUUCCGAAGACUCCUCUACAGACGAGGAACAGCCAAAGGAGAUCUCCGAACAGAUGGUCCAAGAGCAUCUCCCAAAAUCUCACUCUGAAAACGCAAUAUCUGUGAAGGAAAUCAUUACAGAAAUAGAGUCUUUCAACCAAGGAGCAGGCCAGUGCCAACAGAAACCAGACACUCAGUCUAGCCAGUUGCAAACACCAAAGAGAAAUACCAUCAAUGAUCUGCCACAAGAAUCUUCUUGGGAUCAAGAAAAUAACCAUAGGCAAGACCUGACUGACAGAAGCGCUCUGCUGAAAAAUGAUAAAGCGAAGGACUCCAAAGUUGCUACUCGGGAUAGUAAUCCAGUGUCUCAGGAGAAUUGUGAGAAUGCUAACGAAGCAAAUGAUUAUCAGGAAUUCUCCAGCCAAGCACAUAAAUGGUGCCCUGGUUCUGUCCGAAGGGCCACUUUGGAACUGGAAGAACGUUUGAGGCAAGAGCAGGAACAGCAGUACUCAGCCGUUUUGCCAACAAGAAAGAACUCAAAGAAUGACUUUAUUGUCUGCGAUACUGCUCCAAAGGGAAAGCUUGAAGACACUUUACUUGACAGUACACAUGGGGAUCACGAAAGCGAGAGAAAAAUUAGGAUUACAGGGUCCACAGAACAGAACUCAUCUGAGCCAUGUGCAGAUUUAUUGUCCUCUCCGCUAUCUGAGCCUCCAUGUUUGCUGUCCAAACCAGAGAGCCCUGUCUCUGAUGAUGAAAUAAAGCUCAAAGGAGCAACAAAUGAGUGUGAGACACUUGAUGCACUUGAAGCUGUUGAGAGGAAGAUUGAACCAAUAAAACAUCCUAAGAGAAUAGAAAUAAUAGAGUAUAGUAUUGGCAUUAAGUCUCCAGACGACCAUGAACUUUCUCGGUGUGAGGGUGAGGUCACUACUGGAGAGGUACUAAUAGAGACAAAGACAUCUAUGAUUCUGUCCCCGGAAACACCCUUUAAAGAGACCGCUGAAAAUGAAACAGACAAUUCUCUGCAUGCGGAUUCUUUAGCUUUGUCAGAGACAUGCAUACUAGGGUCACCCACUGUUUUCUCUACACUUGCCAGUCAAUAUGAAGAGCACAACAGUAUGACGUAUCCAGGACCCUCAGCAGGCACAGAUCCCUCUAUACAGCCAGAUCUACUGAGCACUCUCUAUCCAUCUAAUCUAGGCUCUAUUUCACUGAUGGGUGUCACUGAACAGUGCUCCAGUACCGAUGAGGAUUUCAGCAAGCAGUUCAGUUGCACAGAGCGUUAUCCUACGGAUUUGUUUGAGGACUUUAAUGAAAUGAUUCGCAGAGAAACUGACAGUGCCUUGUCCCAGUGUAGCAGUGAAGAUCUUAACUUGAUUAGCGCAGUCUCUGCAAAUAUACUGGAGAUACGAGAAGCGUUGGACAUUCCUCCUUUAUCCUUUGGCUUUGCUCGUUGCACCAGUACUGACAGCAUUAAAUAUUUGGGUGGCAACCCUUGCAUUGUAAAGCAAGAGGCCAAGGAAAUAGAGGCUCGAAUUCGGCAAGCGGGCCUUACCACUCCGUCCCAGAUGAAACGCUCGGCCUCUUUAGCCAAGCUUGGCUGUUUAGAACUGUCCAAAGAUGACUUGUCAGAGAGGGAAUCCGUUUCAUCCGACUGUCGGACUUACCCCGACCUGCUUCUGAGUUCACUUAGGGUUGUGCCAGGGAACCAUGACAUCUCACAAGAUGUAAAAUCUGAAGACCCAACGGAAAAGCUGUGCAUCCUAUCCACGCAGUUGUCUUCAGACCCGGAACCCACCAAGCGUUUUGUUGAACAGAUCAAGACUGAAGAGUGUGUAGUUCAGAGCAAGCCAGUAGAAAAGCCCCUUGUGCAGUUUGCCAAAGACGUUGAUGCCCCGCAACAGGGUUUAGCUCCUAGUCCAGAAUCUGAACUGACUGUCCCAGAGGGGUCUCGAACGCAAUCACUGGUACUAUAUCCAUCAGUCCCAUUGGUACCCAUAUCCCCCAAACAUGAGCACGGCAGAACUCAUCCGCUAAGGAGACUUAGAAAAACCAAUGAAAAGAAGAGGACAACUAAUCCGCUAUACAAUACCAUGUGAUCUUAGGAGUUUUAUUGUAUGUUUGUUGUUCUUCUAAAGGGGCUGGUGUAAUAUGUGAGGAACGUGCACUUUAUUGGUUACUUUUAUAUAUUUUGGCAUAUAUUACUGUUUCUGAUGCAUGUAAGGUAUGGGCUCCCCUAUCUCAUCCUUCACUUUGUAAGUAACUCCUGGCUGCGCUUCUACAGGCCAGUGUACAUAGAUAUAUAAAUAUAUUUUUUGUUUUUAACUAUGGAAAACCUCAAACCUUUUUUGUUUUAAGAAAACGGCUUCAUAGCUAGUCCUGCUAGAACCGUGGCCAUCUUUUUAAUGUUCUUGGGAGCCUGGAAUCCUUUCCGAUACAGAACAUCUCAGGCUUCGCUUCAACAGGAAACCGAUUCGUUGAUUUAAAAGGCAGGUUUUAUUUUAUUUCUAAGCAACUGUGAAAGUUUAGGAGAUCCAAAGCAGAACUUGUCACAUCUGUGGCCCUCUCUGUUUCUAAUCCAAACAGGACUUGCUGGACAUUAUUAGGUUAGUGCUGCUGCAGUUCUAUGUAAUAAUAAUCCCCGCACAGUUCUAUUCACUUAUUAUAUUUAUUGGCUACACUGAGUCAUGGAGCAUUCUGUACCUAAUGCCUUUUUUUUGGACAACACGUUUUUUUCAGGGCAUUAUCAGUUGCCAGACUGAAAUAAGGAAUUCGAUAUUUCAUUCCGCCCAGUUGGGGAUUUUUCUUUUCUUGUUCAACCGUUGCAAAAUGAACUCGAGAUGGGAGGCUGCUUCCUUGACUUUUGAUUGGAACGGCCUUUAACCAAUAAAGUGAGUGGGCAGGUUCCUUUGUUCACUCAAGGAGAUCAGGGUGUUGGUAUUCAGUCUAUGCCAUUGCUUUACUCAACCCCACCUAAACUGAUCAACAUAAUGCUGGGCCAGCCCACUUUUUUCAUUUUAGUUUAGACCGUUGUCAUCCCAAUCACCGCUUAACGAAUGAAUGGAAACGCAUUCUACAACUGCUUACCCCGUAAAUCAGGGAUCCCCAACCUUUAGAACCUCUAAGCAACAUUCAGAAGUAAAAGGAGUUGGGGAGCAACAUUAGCAUGAAAAAUGUUCCUGGGGUACCAAAUAAGGGCUGUGAUUGGCCAUUUAGUAGCCCCUAUGUGGAUUGUCAGCCUACAUUGAGGCUCUGUAAAGGUGACCAUAUACAUAGAGAUCUGCUCGUUUGGUGAUUUAGACAAAUGAACGGAUCUCUCCCCAAUAUGCCCACCUUAAGGUGGACGAUAUUAGGCUGAGGCGAUUGUGGACCCUAGGGCCCAAUGAUCUGAUCAUAAUGUUGCCUAUAGGGGCGUUGGAUCACGGGACCACAUCAACGAACAGAUGUAGCCCAUGAUUCAAUGGGAUUUUUUAGCCCUGUCCAAUCGACAUCUGUCUGACUUUCGACCAGAUAUCGAUCGGGGAAGCCCGUCGGAGGUCCCAAAACACGAGCCAAUAAGCUGCCAACUGGGUUUGUCAGCAGCUUUUAUUGGCCCACUCAUGGCCACCUUUAGGUUAUCUACUAAUGGCUUCGACAUAGUGGCCACCACAAGAAAUUAAAAACGU
Xenopus laevis (African clawed frog) is the source of this 6078-nucleotide messenger RNA. RefSeq names its product protein phosphatase Slingshot homolog 2 (gene ssh2.S). The record is from RefSeq and is a predicted model, not a curated record. The transcript is spliced from 16 exons. The coding region runs from base 253 to 4512 and encodes 1419 amino acids. Lineage: Eukaryota; Metazoa; Chordata; Amphibia; Anura; Pipidae.